Molecule: messenger RNA, 843 nt
Organism: Colletotrichum godetiae
Lineage: Eukaryota; Fungi; Ascomycota; Sordariomycetes; Glomerellales; Glomerellaceae
Exons: 1
Coding region: 122-565 (147 amino acids)
Source: RefSeq, a predicted model, not a curated record
UCAGUCUGGUCUUGGGCUGGCAGCCGACAGCACAUGGGCCGAUGAAUGGGCCAAAAUGCGCCGCGCCGGAACUAUGCGAGAGAGAAAAGGACCCUCUUCUCAUUCCGAAUCUUGAUUGCUGAUGGCCCGUCGCCGCCAAGCACCAGCGAUGAGCCUUGCACUUCGUAUCACGUCGCAUAAGGUACGAAUAGCGAUAUCACGCGCAUGGCGAUUUUGGGUCCUACUGCUGCCGUACCCUGUCGACAGCUCUCCGUACACUGUGUGUGUUGCUUCCGGCCAGAGACGGACGCGGUACGGCCUUGUAUCUCUACGGAUGCGGGUACGGGAGCAUGACCCCGAUCGUCUUCCGGAAAACGUUGAGCAUUACCAGUUGCCAGAGACACUCUGCGCUUGCAGUCGUCCCGAAACGAAUCGCCAUGCGGUUGCAGGGCUUUGCUUUGGCAUAAUGAAGCACUUGAGCCGUCAGGAGCGUUUGGGUCAGGGCCCUUGCAAAGAAAAAACGCUGAUAAGCUUGUCUCGUCCCCGAUGGCUUGGGUUUGUGCGUUGCCGCACUCCCAAGCUUUAACUGACAGCUCUCGUCCAGUGACAGGCCGUGGAGCUCACAGACCCAACCUAGUGAGCGAAUGACCGUCUUCCAGUCUCGACAAUGUCUGUCGCAGCACAUCAGACGAACAGCAGGGGGUUGCCCGUUCCCGGGGCCGUGACUGGCCCAAAGAGCUCGAGAAGCAACCCCUCGUUGCUGGAAUUCGGCAUGCUGGCGACGAAACACAGAAGAACAGCGUCAGCCCUUGCCCUUGAACUCACUGGCGCGCCUCAGGUUUGAGAUCGUUUCUCAGACGGGCA